Molecule: messenger RNA, 15609 nt
Organism: Colius striatus (speckled mousebird)
Lineage: Eukaryota; Metazoa; Chordata; Aves; Coliiformes; Coliidae
Gene: CDK6
Product: cyclin dependent kinase 6
Exons: 8
Coding region: 631-1611 (326 amino acids)
Biological process (GO): signal transduction; regulation of G2/M transition of mitotic cell cycle; G1/S transition of mitotic cell cycle
Cellular component (GO): nucleus; cytoplasm; cyclin-dependent protein kinase holoenzyme complex
Molecular function (GO): cyclin binding; cyclin-dependent protein serine/threonine kinase activity; ATP binding
Source: RefSeq, a predicted model, not a curated record
GCGGCGGCGCCGAGGGCCGGUGCCCGAGCCCCGCACCGGCGGGCUGCUGCCGGCGGGGCUGUGGCUGCGGCGCCGCAGCUCCCUGGGGGCCGCCGGUUGCAAUUUAAUUUCGUGUAUUCAUUUUUCCUGGGCAGGGUGAAGGCGGGAGGAGCGGGCUGGGGGACGAGUGCGAGCUGCCUUCUUCGCCAAGGUGCAGCCCGGCGGCGGCGGCGGCAGCAGCAGGAUGCGAGCCAAGGGCGGCAGAGUCGCGGAGCAGCUACCUGUGUGGCCCGGAUGGCCGCUGCCGGGACCUGCCGGAGACAUCGCCAUGUGAAGGGGCAGACCCCGGGCCGGCUCUCCACCCCGCCUCGCUCAAUGGGAGAUAUAGUUGACUUUACACAGACAAUGCUCCCAAAGACUGUAUGAUAAUUCCUGGUGGCCUAAAGACAAGGCACAUUGGUGUCCAUUCAGAAGAGGAACGAGAACAGGAGGGACAGGAGGGCAAGAGCUUCUUACUGCCCCCCUGGCAGAAAUACCAAGUGCCUGGCCUAUCUGCAACACAAAUAAAAUACUAGUUUUCAGAAAGCAAGUGAGACCGAGAGCCACCUCAAAGCACACUAGGAGCACAGGCGGAAGAGGAACAGCGCCAGCAUGGAUAAGGAUAGCACAAACCUGGCUGACCAGCAGUAUGAAUGUGUGGCUGAGAUUGGGGAAGGAGCCUACGGGAAGGUGUUCAAAGCCCGAGACUUGAAGAACGGAGGUCGCUUUGUUGCACUGAAGCGGGUGCGGGUGCAGACCAGCGAGGAGGGGAUGCCACUGUCCACCAUCCGAGAGGUAGCAGUUUUGAGGCACCUGGAGACAUUCGAGCACCCCAAUGUGGUCAGACUGUUUGAUGUGUGCACCGUGUCACGAACAGACAGAGAGACCAAGUUAACAUUAGUGUUUGAACACGUGGAUCAAGACUUGACUACUUACUUGGAUAAAGUUCCAGAGCCUGGAGUGCCUACUGAAACUAUAAAGGAUAUGAUGCUUCAGCUGUUUCGGGGACUGGAUUUUCUGCAUUCACAUCGUGUGGUGCAUCGGGACCUGAAACCUCAAAAUAUCCUUGUAACCAGCAACGGGCAGAUAAAGUUAGCUGACUUUGGCCUUGCGCGAAUCUACAGUUUUCAGAUGGCUCUUACUUCAGUGGUUGUUACUUUGUGGUAUCGAGCUCCUGAAGUCUUGCUUCAGUCAAGCUAUGCAACACCAGUUGAUCUUUGGAGUGUUGGCUGCAUAUUUGCAGAAAUGUUCCGUCGAAAACCACUCUUCCGUGGAAAUUCAGAUGUUGAUCAGCUGGGAAAAAUCUUUGAUGUAAUUGGACUCCCAGAAGAAGAGGACUGGCCUCAUGAUGUUGCCCUUCCAAGAAAUGCUUUCAGUUCCAGACCUGCAGAACCUAUUGAAAAAUUUGUACCAGAUAUUGAUGAACUAGGCAAAGAUUUGCUUCUUAAAUGCUUAGCAUUCAAUCCAGCCAAGAGAAUAUCUGCCUAUAUUGCCCUCUCUCAUCCAUAUUUCCAUGACCUGGAGAAAUGCAAGGAGAAUCUGGACUCUCACAUGCCACCCAGCCAAAACUCCAGUGAGGUGAAUGCAUCAUAAUGCUGACUGAAGAUGAACCAUAAGUGAACAAGAUGUGUAGCUGACAAGGCCACUAUCCCACGAAUCACAUAGCUUCUUCUAGCAAUCAUUAUUUGGAGGUUUUAUGCACUUACCUUUUUUUCUGGGAUUGUGAUGUGCUUAUCCAAGGAAAUCAAUCUAGUUUACUUUCAUCAGAGCAACAUAAGGGCCAGGGCUUUGACUUGCUCCCAUUGCAGCUUUAUGUUUGUUUUGUUUUGGUUUUGUUUUGUUUAUCUACCUGGGAAAACUCCAGACAAAGAGAAGCUGCUGACUGGCUUUGCUGCCAUUUUAUCCCUUAAUAUUGAAUGCUGCCAUUGUGGAGUAGGAUGAUCAAGCCACUGCCAAAACAUGAUGCAAUCUCUUUCUCUCUAGCUCCUGAAGUAUGAUUUGGUACUUGUAAAAUUAUUAUGUGAUCUUUUACAGUGAUAUUUAGAGAAUGGUAUUGAAAUAUCAGAUCACUGCAACCUGCAGUUAACUGAUACGUACAUUGAUACAUCUAUUCAUUCAUAGCAUAUAUGCAGAUGCUUCCACACUUGAAAACUUGGAUGAAUUAUUUGAUCAUUUCAUAAAAAUAACAGUGAUGAUGGUGUUCAUAAUAAAUGUCUCAACUUUCAGUUUUUUUCAUACACAAACAAGUUACUGUCUAGCUACAUUUGUGUGCAUGGCACAAAAAGCAAGUGUUAUAAAAAAACUUCUAGAGUCCUGUUCUUAAAGACUUUUUCAGUUUCCAAAUGCUUGGUUUGUGUUGAAAGCCAGACACAUUCUAGCCCAUCAUCUAACCUAUCAUUCCCUCUUGCAAGCAGCUGCUAGCACAUUUUCUUUAUCUCAUUCCAAAUUUUCUGAUAUAUAGCUCAAAGACAUGAGCAGAGCCAAUGAAAAUCAGUAUGUUUUCACCUUCAACCUGUUGUGAGUAUCGGCCUCAUGGAAAAUAUAAAAAUUAUUUCCAGUUCAGAAGCAGAGAAUUCUGUACUCAUAAUAAGUAUAGAUACAUAUUUGUGUUGAAUUGUAUGCUGUAUACUGCACUGCCUUACCUGCAACAGCCCUCCAUGCAUCACAAGUGCAUAAAAAUUGCUGUCUCAAAAUCUCUCAGAUGUUGUUUAUCAAGCAGACUUGUUUUCUAUGCAGAAAUGCAUGAGCUUCUCUCCUAAACCACCAUGUGGGUUACUCGCACAUGUGUCCUUGCUAGGGUUAAUGUGCUGUUAUUGAAUGUCAAAAUAACUAAGCAAUUCACAUGCUUUAAUAGCACAGUUAUUUUAAAUAGUACAUUAAAUUUUUAUAUUUAGUAUUUUUACCUUAACUGAAAUAUAUUUUCCAUAUUUUAAAAAGAAGCUUUUAUUUUUUUAAUAGUGUACUGGGGGGAAAAAAAGAAGAAAAGAAAAAAAAAAAAAAAGAAAUAUUUUAAAUCCAUGGAAGCUGUUCCCUAGCAUGACUUUAGUGCAUUUGCCUGGAUAUGACUGGGGUGAAAAUAUUGGUCCAACGAGUUAGCUCUUACCAUAAAACCAUAAAUAUACACUAUUUCAGUAUAAUGGUGAUAAGUGAGGCAGCUAGCUUUGCUGAUUCAUGUGAUAAUCCCUUAGGUUUCUCUCUUCCGCAUCUCUAUUUCAUCUUGUCUAGCUAGCAAGCCAGCAACAUUGUAUCCUCAUUCACAGCAUCUUGGCAGAAGCAGGACAUUAGUAGUGAGUUGAGCAACAUAAUUUUUCCCAGCAGUGGCACAGGAACUUGCAGCCCUCUCCCUGGCAGGUUUCUCCAUCAACCAACUGUUGGGUGAACUUCAGUGUUUCAGGUAUGUUUCUGGUAUCUGCAUUGUCUGGGAUGUGGUGCAUUGCUAGGAUAAUGAGCAGAUCUUAUCUAUCUCUUGAAUAAUGCUUCUUGUUACUGAUAGAUGCAUAAGUAUGCAACAUAUGUUUAAGUUAGGUCUGGUUGAAAUAAACCAGAUUUUAAAAGGACCACUUGCAUGCAUGCAAGCAGUGGCCUGUACUUUUCUUCGUGCCCGGAAUGAUGCCUAUGCAAAACCUACCAGCAUAAACAGGCAAGUUGCAAAUUAGGCCUGGCAAGAGCAUGCAUGAAGCAUCUGAACACAGAGAUGAUACAGAUACAUAAGACUAGAAUUUUGGAAGCUCUACGAGCAGCAAGCUGAAGUCCAUGGAGCAGUCACAGUAACUACCCCUCUAAUCCUGACCUUUUCUCUAUCGUUCUCUGUUCCUACAUCCAUGGAGAACUGCAAACUCACUGCACUGGUGUUGUCCCAGCUCUCUUCCUCUAUGGGUCAAUGGUCCUGAGAGUGAAUAGUUUUUAACAUUCAUAGAAAAGAAUGGGCCAGAGUCAAAUUUUUGCUGUUUUUUAACACUAGAUGGAACAACAAACAGAGGCAAGAUUUGGUUUUAUCUUGUGACAGUUUUAUCUUGUGACAGUAAUAAAUAGAAAAAUUUUCAACACAGUUCAUCAUUUUUUAAAACAUUCCACAUUUUGCCUAGCACCGAGAUAUCAUACAUACUUUAUUGGGGCAUUCAGCUGGUGUGGCUUUCCAGCAUCUGUCACAGAACUCUCCCUGAGCUGUCCAACAACUAACAUAAGGUGAAAAUAUAGGGGAGAUAAUAUUUUCAAAUUAGGCUUAAAAAUCUCACAUAGAGAAGUACACCUGUUCCAUGAAAGAAAAGUUUGUAUUAAGCAUAGUGAGGCAAAGGUUAGAUAAAAGAGAACAUGAUUGCUGAAUGUAGAUAUGUUUUUAGGGCAAGACUUCUCUUAGUCUUUAAGCCAAAGGUUAGUAUUGGCCCAAAAACUAAUGAGAAUAUGGAAAUUAACUACUGGAGCAGCAUUCCCCAAUUAGUAGUAUCAGAAGAAAAGCUCAGAGAGCAGCAGAGAAAAGCAGGGGCUGGCUUGCAGAAUCAGAAGCAGAGCUUCUGCAACAUGGUCCCGUAUGUUGUCUAAUAUAGGAUCAGGUUAUAAAAGGGGAUAUUCAGGAGAACAGCUUGAAAAAGGCUGCAUUAAUGGUCAUGUUCUGAAACAUCCUUCAAGAGAGAAUGUCAGGAACAAAAAAAGCAGUCUUAAGUUCUAUCUUGACCAUUAGGGAAAAGAUUUAUCUAAUAGUGUCCUUGUGGUAGCAAGGGCUUAGAUUCAAUGGACCGAUGACUUCUCAAAUAACCUUCUUUUCAAAUGGAAGAAAUUUCAUAGGCUUACUCUUAUUCCACUCUUCCCUGCCAAAAUGUGAUACUUCACUUAAAAUAGUAAACUGAGGAAGCCUGUUCUCUGGCUGGGCAAAGUGCUGGCACUGGCUAAAGUCAUGCCAGGAAUUAUGGUAUAGACAACUAUGGAACUGUGCUUGAGUCCAUGCCCUUGCUCUUUUUACAUUACUGCUAUAGCUCUAUUAUUUUAAUACCUUUACUCAUUACUGACAUAUGUAUAGAAUGUAGGAAUUGUGUAUAUGAAAAAGAAGGUGCUCCUUGGCACAUGUUCCAGACUGUGAUGAAUACUCUUUGUACCUUUAAAUAAGACUUCAGAGUGCAAUUCUUCACAGCAGUAGCUACACCUGUAUGUGUUCUGCAGGAGUGGUUCAACAUCAGCUAAAAAUCAUUGAAUUUCAAAAGAUAUAUUAAAAUAAAUAUAUUAAAAAUAGCUCUUAGAGCACCCAUAAUUAGUUACUGUGCUCUUCUCAGAAGAGAAUAGUGUUUUCUAAGUAAUGGAAGGAGCAAUUUCUAUCUCCCACCAACUUAUUUUUUAUCACUACUACAUAAGUCUGCAGGAAAAACAGACCUAAUAGUCCAGGAAAAAAAGUCACCAAAGCCAGAUAGUGCAGUGCUAAUUGCUGAACCAUAGUAAUCCAUCUGCAACAGUCCUUUUCUCCCUUCACAUUGUCUCCAUGCUCACUCCAGCUCUCCAGUUUUUCUCCUUCAUCUCCCUUCUGAAAACAGGUUUCAGUGAUGCUCAUAGGUGCUCUUUCCAACAAAAUUCUUCCAAAUUUUCAAUAGAUACAUGUUGUCAGUGUCCGCUACAUCCCUGUUACCAAGUGUUGCUUCUUGUAGUCCAGCAGCCCAGAACCAGUGGUUAGAAAAGAACCUCUUUGUGUACCUCAUCGCUUACAUUUAGUCUUGCAUACACCUGUGUUGAUUUCUGUGUGACAAGUAAAAUUAAAAAAAAUAGUGUUUGUGCAUAUUUCUGUGUAAGCUGUGCUCAUCCUUCAGGGGUUUUCAGUCUGUUAGUCCACAAUGGUAAAUUAUAGAGUACUUUUCUCUGUUGGUUCUGUUCCAAAACACAGCAAAAAAUGAGGAAGUCAUGUUUGCAAAAUAUUGAAGUUCAAUGCUAUGUGUACAGAGCCUUUUACAUGAAAGGAAUCAGUAAGUUGCAGCAUUUGAGCAUCUUCUGUAUGGGGGAUAGUAUCCAGCAUCAUAACUCUUAUGUGAUUUUUACUCCUGAUGGUUGUUUUGGUGAAAAAUAAGCAAAUAUUGUGCCUUGCUACUUUUCACAGGUUCACUCACUGUCUUUGACAAGCAGGUUUUAUUAUAGAUAUAAUUCUGUCUGCUGUUAGAAACUAGGCCAACUUUAAUAUGGAAAAUAAAAAGAAAACAUGCUGUUUUGGUCUUUUAGCCAACAAACUUUGAGCACUUAUCUGACCCACAACUGAAAACACAUAAGCUGUCAAAUAUGGAUAUGAAUGAUAAACCACAGAAUUUGGUUUAAAAGGUCACAUAAAUUAAUUACAUUUCAUAAUAUAAAAGAUAGUUUAUUCUAAGGACUCUUGUUUCAUAGAACCACUUUGUUAGUAUUUUCAUAUACAAUAGCUUCAGGAAUAGAUGGAUUUUUAUACACAAUGUGAAUUAGAAGAUGCUAGGCUAUUAGAGUGAUUUUGUUGUGUUAUGCUUGAAGCUUGAAUUGAUCACAAGCUUAGGAACCUAGCAUUUAUUCUAUUGCUACAAAACUGCUUCUAAAUCAUAGAAUGGUAGAGGUUGGAAGGGACCUUUAGAGAUCACCUAGUCCAACCCCCCUGCAGAAGCAGGGUCACCUAGAUCAGGUCGCAUAGGAACAUCUCCAGGCAGGUCUUGAAGACCGCCAAGAAAGGAGACUCCACAACCCCUCUGGGCAGCCUGUUCCACUGCUCCAUCACUCUCACAGUGAAAUAGUUUUUUCUUAUAUUUAAUAGCAAGAUCUUUUUUAUAAUAAUAGGAUUUCACACUUCUCAUAAUGUGUAAAUGAUUUUAUUGAAAUUAGUAUAUUAGAAAAAAAGUUUUUCCAAACUUCAACUGUGCAGGAAAAUUUAAGAAAUAUAUUUUUACUUUCACGGAGAAUAAUAGCAUGUUACAUACUGAAAUCUUCAGUAACUGACUGUUAAUAAACUAUCACUUUUACUUCUUUUUGAUUACUAAGUAUUAGAGUAUACAAAUUGCUUUCCACAAAGAAAAAAAUCAGAAACAAUCUCUAGAAAAGUAAGUGGAAUUUUCUGUAUUUAAACUUCCAAGUUUUCAUUUUUAUAUCCACUUUUUUUGUACAGUUCAGACAUACUAAAACACAACUACCGUUUUAACAGUCUAAAUGGCUAUACAACUCAAAUACAAGUUUUAUUUAUUAGCUAUUUAAUUUAUUAUAUCUCUUUGCACUGCAAGUUAUUAGAUGAUAGCUGUAAUACGAUUCCAGUUUCUGGACCAGAACCUGUAGCCAUCAAAUCCCAAUAAUUUAUGUAAAAUAAUAAGGAGCUUUCUCCUUAAAAGCCAUUAAAAGAAGAAAGAUGUGGACAUAUGAACUGACAAAUAUACUUUUGCCAAGUGUUAUUUCUUCCCUUUAGUUUGAAGCUUAGUAGUAUUGUAUAUCCAUAUGCAAUAUAUACACAAUAUAAGAACCAUAAAAAACACUUAGGAGUAGUGUGUACAGAUGCUACUGAAAAAUUGCUUAUUGGGUUCUUGUAGAAGCCAGUUAGCAGUCAUUCUUUUAGCUGAAACACGCAAAAUUUUGAAACAUAUAUUGUUCCACUAAAAAAAAAAUCCUGAAAAUUAUUGAGUCUGGGUUUAAUUUUAAUUAAUUUAAUUAAUUGUAUAUGUUUUUAAUAUUGCUGUAAUUUUAAUAGGCAACAGGCACCCAAACACCCUGACUGAAUUCAAUAGAGACUUGUUCUCAAAAUGGAUUCUACAGGGCCAAAUAGAUAACAUCAGUUCUUCACGUGUUCAGUGGAGGCUGAACUUUGCCAGCACCAUGCAGCCUUUUGAUUUCUGGGGAGAAAAGCACAAGGUUGCUGUGGGUAAAGUUAGAGGAAAGUUUUCUUUGUCUUAAAUAAAGUCACUUGAGAGCUUCAGCAAUAUUCAGAUUCCCAGACUUCAUUGAAAGACUGUGCAAAAUAGCUGUGAGAUCAACCAAAACUCUCUAACCACAUGGCAUUUUUUCCUUCAGAUUAAAUGUUUUAUCUGUGUUAGAAUAUAUUGGUGGGCUUCAUCCUGCCCAAUGUCAAUGAGACUUUUGCAUGGCUACAGAAUGUAAGAGGAGAUUCUGCUAUGGAUGUAUUGAUAGUGGGUGAUUGUAGUAGAGUACAUUUUUUUGUUUGUUUUCCAAAAAAGAAAUUAUAUUGCCUUCUUUACAAAAAGUAAACAACAACAAAAAACAAAAACAAAACCCACACUCAGAUAAACAAAAGAGACAACUGAUAAAGAUUAAAAAGGAGGUUGUAAGGAGCUAUUGGGAAAAUAUUGUUGGGAUAAGGGAAAAGGAAUGUAUUUAUAAUAUGAAAAAUGUAAAUACAAAAAUGUGUAGUAAAUAUGCAUUUAAACGGAUACUUUUUCACUGACCUUGCAAAGCUGAUAAGGUUUUAUGGAAGAAAAAAGUCCAAGUACAAACUUAUUCUAACUAUCAUUUUAAUGUUCAUUUGCACUGAAGCAACCUAUACUAUUUGGCAGCAAGGAGAAGGAAAAACAGCCAAUUUUUCUUGUAAUUUACUUUGGUGAUGCCUAUAUGGAUAUGCUGUAAAGCUUUCAACCUCCCUUUCCAUUUUUGUGCAAGCUAAAUUUGCAUCCGCUCUAUUUAGCUUUCUGUACCUUAAAUCUAUCCAUAGGACAGAAAAAAAAAGGAUUUUCUAGCAUUACAUGUAUACUUGCUUAUGUUAAACCCAGACAAAAAGCAUUGUGUCUGCCUCUGAAUGGAAAAUUCAUUUUCACAGACUGCCAGCUUCCUUUGUGCACUUACUCCUAAGGAGUUUGUAAUUAACAUUCUAAAAUAUGUAGCCCUUCCUCUUAUUCUGUAUUUCAUACCUGUAUCAUGUUAUGCAAAUCUUCAGCCUUUCUUUAAAAAAAAAAAAAAAACCUACAAACAUUUCUUGAAUGUUAGGAUAAAUUUGGAGUAGCUAGAUGAUGGAGGAAAAUGGUGAAGUGCUGUAAAGAUAGGAAAAAUGAGCAGAGUUUAGGGAAAUUUUGACAAGUGAAUUUGAAUCUGUGGAAAAGUUACAAAGAAGUGUAGGGGGGAGACAAUUUUUUCCACCUUUUUCUCCUGUCAUUCAUUUUCAUAAGCAUAAGAUGAUAAAGCAAGACUCUUGCAUGAUAUUUUAGUUCCAGAUACUUAUUGCCAACUCACGUGUUCCAGUGCAGUUUUUCAAUGUAGCAACAGCUCUGGCUUUUAAAUCAGAUUUUGCAGAAGCUAGAGGUAUUUCUAUAUAGGUACAAAAAUGAGACAGCUUGAGGGCAGAUUAAGCUGGCAACACAGACACUGACUGUAGUUCAGCUGCAGACAUGAAGAAUGUACAGCUCUAAUGCAGGAGAAUUACUAACAGUGUCUAUUAGUGUGCACUAUUUUUGUUCAUUGUCAGCUGGCCCCUGCUGCAAACUGAAAAUCCUCUGGCAAUCCAAAAUGAUAUGUUUUUAAGGACUAAGAUUUUGAUAAGAUUAUCCCCAUGCAAGUUUGCUGGGUCAGUCCAGGUGGUUCACCGUCAUACAGGAGCAAGUCAGAGCCUAGCAAGUCUGUCCAGAUGCCCAGUGUAAGUAAUACUGAAAAACCAUCUACCAUGGAAAGGAAAAAAAAGUCUUUUCAUAGGAUAUAUAGCAGGGAUGGAGCUUUCUGAGCUGCUGUGUCAACCUGAGAGCUAACAUUAACUAUUGUCAUGCUACCUCCAAAAAUACAGAGUAUAAGACCUGUGUAGGAUUUGAUUGUGUUUAGUCCUUGUGUGUGGUUGGCUGGGUAAGUGUUAGAACAGAGCAGCUUAUCUUGGCCCUUCCGUUAAGUGCUUGGCAGAGAGACAAAUGUCAUUGUUCCAGGGAUGGGAAACCUCUAAUUCUACACAGUAGUUCUCUGACAUCUGUCAAAUACAUAUAGUGAUAGAUCACCCAGCCACUCAAGCUGUACUUUCUUUAUCCCAGAUCAUCCUACUGUGACAUUGUGAAAGAAGCCCUGGGGAAUCUGCUCAACAGUCUUUCAAUACCCUGCUUCCUCUUACUGCAGAGACAAUUACCUAUUUCCCUAUUGAUACUUCCAUAGCCACUUAAGAACUGUGAGCUAAGUUACUGCCUGGUGAUUCUGCUGCCCCCUAGUCUUCAAGCAAACAAGGAUUCGUACUAUAGUUUUUCCUUGCUUCACAUUAGGAACUGGGAAAUACGACAGUAAAAUGUGGCCAAACGUGUAGUACUUUCACACUCUUUGGUUGAAGAGGUGCGCUAGAAUACAGUAGAUUGAACACAAUGUGUUUGAUCAGCCAAAACCAAUUUUUUAUUCUGAAGGCUAUUUAUUAAGUGUAGAAGAUCCCUAGAUGACUGCUUACAGGAGCAGCCAAUGAUGAUUCUGUUACACAGAAGUUUUUAACAGAUACAAACAAGACUAGCAAUGUCAGCCUCAUACUGCUUACCCCCCGCUUCCCCAAGGUCAUUUCCUUCUAGCAUGAGGCAGAGCAAUACAGUUCUUCCUUAUAUGAAGGUUUCUAACUCUCAAGAUAUCUUGGGUGCAUGUAGGCAAUCAAGCUCAUUCCUUUUUUUGCUAUGGCACUUUUGAGUACAGAGCCCUGCCACAAGUACUAGCCACAGACAGACCUUUACAUCAAAUGCAUCCUUCUGAGGAAAAGUCUUUCCAGGAUCAGUAUGUUUGCUGUUUCUAUGACAGCUGACUUUUUGGCAUUUUAAAUAGCAGUGCUGUAAUAACUCCCCUAAGAAACCUCUCUCACUAUAUAAAGAGGGUAACUGAGAAUGCUGGAUGUGCUGUAGGAAAUGACAAAGUGUUUUGUUCCAGAUAGAUAAUGAUAUAUCUCAAUCAUCCUUCACUGGUGACAGAAAAAAAAGGGGGGAGGGGGAAGGGGAGUGUCAAAAUAUAGCUUAAGUCUGCACAGUGCUAGUUACGUAAAUGGUGCUUCUCAAUUUUUUUCCAGCAAGACCCGAAAUCCAUUACAAUUUCUUCCAGAGACUUAAUUUUGGAGUCCCUUGUCCAAAGGUGGCUGUAAUCAUGAGUUGCAACUACAACAAGAAGUACAUUAGAAAUUGGAUUCUGCCAAGAGAUUUGUGGAUGUGAGGCUGUGCAAGGUGGCUUAUGUAAGCUCCGUGGGCAUGUGCUUGUCUGAAAGUAUUGAUUGUCAUGCACAUUUUGAGCUUGAGUUACAUAACAUGAUAGAAAGACUGCAGUGUCAUGAGAUUAGAGGUUGAAGUGACUGCAAAGAUUGAUCCAUCUUUUCCUUUUUAUCUCCAAAUGUCUGUCAACCCAGUGGUUUUCCAGCUUUGUUUUCUUUGAGUUUGUUUUUUUUUUCAUCUCCACCACCACCAUUCUCAUUCCUAUUGUGCAUAGUAUGUUGAAUAGAAAAGUAUUACUCUAGUUUAUCAGCUUCAAAACAGAGCAGGUCUGUGCCAUGCUGUUUGCUCUCUGGUGGUCAGGAUUAAGAGAACUGUUUUUCUCUUAGAUUCCAACAAAUAGAAUUCAAUAUCCAUGACAGCUUCCUUGCAUUCAACACUGUUAAAAAACCUUGCUGUCAUUUCCUGCAGUGUUCAAAACCUCUUUUCCUGGAGGCUGAACUGCUCUCCUAUACCCACUUACAGUGACAGCAAUGUGGGCAAAAGAAGUUUACAGUAUGACAGUGCUUUUUGGUAAGAAAUUAUUCUGGUUAAAACGCACUCUGACAGUCUCAAGGACUCUUAGUCUGGCACUUUUCACAUGCAAGGCAGUCAAUUCUGUUACAGUGAGAAAUACAUUUUAAAAUACUUAAGGUAGAUAAAACAUAGAUAGAUAAAAGAUGCCAUUUAUUUUUCUGAUAGAAUCUGUUUUCUACACAAAACUGUAUGAUUUGGGCACUGAAACCAAGCCCAGUCCUUCUUUCCUUUCAGACUUUAAUUUCUUUGUAAAUUCUUUCAGGCAUUUUGAUACAUUAAUCAAAAUUUAUGGUCCAUUUCAUUCAAAUACAUUUAAGUGCUCUAUAUCUGCAUUGAAUUUCAUAUGAGGUUUAUUUUUAAUGUAAUACUUACCUGCAUUACUUUGAACAGCUUUACAUGUGUAAUGUCUUUGAAUGCUCUAGUUAAAGAAAAAUUACACCCUCAAAAUGAUGUCUUAGAAGAAUGUACUUUGGAAAUGAUGUUUAUAUUAACUCCCAAAAUCAUCGCAGGGUGCUGUAUUGUCUGUCUUCUUUUGGUGUAACAGUGUGCAUUUGUAUUUCCUCACUAGCUUAAUACUCAUCAGUCUGAAGCCCAAGUAUGUAAACACAUAAAUACUGUACCUCACCUGAGCACUCCACAGAGCUGAGAGGGGUUAGUCGUGUGAGUAUAGUGGCCCACAAAAAAGUAUUUGGAGAAAAAGACAGUAAUUGACUCUAGCUGUGAGGACACGUGGUUAAUAACAGCAGUGAGACACUAGUAAAUGGAGUCAGCGUUUAUUGAAGAUGUGGACAUAUUUAUCCAUAUGCUAUUUGACAUUAACCUAAAUUAUUGCUAUUAUAAUUCAGUGUAUUAUUUCUUAUGAAAACACAUUAGUCUGUGAAAGGGCAGCUGCCAAAAAACGCGUUGUCUUGCUGCUUUGUUGUUUAUUUGCAUUUAGUAUACAAUUUGGUGGUUGAAGUGAAGCUAGUUUCAUAGAGAGGCAAAAAGCUAGAUCAAUCAAAAUAUUGAGUAAGCUUCAUACUGUACGUUGAGUCUUGCAACUAGAGUAGUAUAUGUGUUGAGAUGUAUUUUUAUGCUUUAGUGUAUUUUUGGUUUACUAUGUAAAGGAAAAUGUGGAUUACUUUGAAGUGCUAUUAUAGAGCUAAUUUUACACAUAGUGGGGGAAUGAUGUCUGAAAAAUUAAAAUUAGGAAACAUUGCGUAGGCUGCCUUUGACUUUAUUUUGUUUGUAGGAAGCCCAGCAGAUAUUUGUCAAUUCCAGAUGCUGAAGCCGGGGGCCAAGUUUGUGUGGCAUCUUGUAACUGAAGAAAGCUUUUUGCAGUGACACUGUUGCCCAUGUAGACUUCAAGUAACAAAAGCACAAAGGCACCAAAUCUAGGGUGUUUUUUAUUUGUGCAUGGACAAUUGCAUGAAAUACGAUUGGGGUUUCAAAGUAGUUGAAACCUGGUAUGGUGAAAGUUAACUCUAUCCCAGCCAAAACCAGGACAGUAUUUAGCAUAAUUUACUCUUGUUGUAACUCUACUGACUGCAGUUAAAUUGAGCCAAGAAUUUGACCUUGUAAGUCUAUAAAUUUCAGUGUCAGGCAGCCCAGGUCCAUAUAAAGAUACUUAAACUUAGUAAAUCAGCAAGAAUACUAUAUAAAUGGUAGUGUGUGAUAAAAACCUUAACUCUAGUAACAUUUCUCUCAGAAUUUCUACUCAUUAAAGUUCAGAUGUGCACUUAGUGACAUUGGAAUAUGUGGAGAAAAGCAUGAUACAGAAAUGUAUCAGAAAUAAGAGUAAGUUCCAGACACUCCAUGUGUGCCUACCUUACACAUUACAAAUCCCACUGAAGUGAACAGAAGAUAUGGAUAAAGUUAAACCUGUUUUUCUCUCUCAGGAUACUGGUUUCAGAAUCUGCAAGAUAAGUUGUGUUCUUAAAAGGCAUUAUUAAAACUUGUGUUUUCAGGUUUACAGAGUACUAUGAAUAGUGAGAACAGCUUCUGAGACACAUCCAGAGUAAUUUUUUUAAUUUAUGUUACAUCAGAUCAACAUCCAUUAACAAAUCCAAGUCUGUCUUGGUACCUGUACUUCUCAGUAUGAUAUUACAAAAUAAUAACAUGACAAACAUUCAGAAAGUUAAAUGGCCUCUAAUGCUGUUUGCCUUUUUCUCUUUCUUUUUUCCUUUACCAUUUGCUCUGGAUGUGUCUAGGGUUUCGUAAUUCAAGGGAAACAUGCAAAGUAGUUUUUAACAUUUUUUUCUUCAUUUACCUUGGGACAUACACUCAGUUAAUGAAAAUCAGCCUAGUCCUGUUGGCUUCUACAGCAUUGCAUCAGCUUAUAUCAUCAACACAGCUGACACAUCAAGUGUUAGCAUUUUGAGUCACUUUACCUACAUAUACAGCAGGAUUUUAUUUUGCCGGGUGGAAGCUACCCAGGGUGCCACCUAGCCUACUGCUACUGCCUUUUCACAGGACAUGGUUUCACUGUAUCACUUCAUACUUGAAAUUCCUGACGUUCUUCUAAUCAGGGUACAAACAUGAAAAGGUGCAUGUGUUACUGUUUCUUUUCCAGGUGCAUAGUUUGUUUUUUUUUAAUUCUGUGUGCUUAAUAGUUACUAUCCAGUGUUCUUUACAUUCUUUACAUUCAGCAUUAAAAUCACCUAUGUAUGAAACGCUGUAUGACCUAGAGGUACAGAAAAACAUCACCAUGAUUUCUCGAAUCAUUAUGCAAAUGUACUGGUUUACCUUUUAGUCAUCACGAUGACAUUGAGGGGCUACAGCAGGCAAACUGUGGUAUGUAAAAGUAAUACAACUUUGCUGUAUAUUAAACCUUGCAGCCCCUCUCCUCUUCUUGCACAGCUGCUGAUUACCAUAUAUGCAUUGGGAGAAACAAUCUUUCUGCUAUACAGAAUGGCAGGGAAAUAACGCAUACCCUUUGGAACCUCCAGAGCUCCCUCUGCAAGCUUCCAAACAAAGCCUUUGAUCUGGCGGUAUGCCUGCUCCAAGUCCCAGAUUUCACUCUACAGGGCUUUCGCCCUCAGCUGGGGCUACUUAACAGUGACUGCCUUGAAAAUCACCGGAGCAUGCACCUUAACAUAUAACAUAUUCUUUGGCUUUUCUGAGUUUGUAAAGAUGGCUGACUGCAAAAAUAAUCAUGUCUCAAUACAGUGAAAUUAGAUUAAGACACACAUAAGGUUAUUGAUAUUGUAUUAUAUCAGAAUUACAGUCCUUUGGAGCUGAACGUUUUGCUGCUGGCAGUGCAAGAAAAGCAAAGUUGUGUAUUUAUUGUUGGGUGCUGGGGGCUCAGUAUGAAAAUCAAUAUAAUAAAAAUGUUCAUGGUAUCAAGUUCUUGUUAGUUGUUCCCAAAUUAUUGGAAAGUAAAAAGAAAAAAAACUUAAAACUGCUUUCCUGAAGUUUAUUUCAGGAAUAAAUAAAAUUAUUCAAAUGCAGUAAGUAUUGUAUAUUAAAUGCAGAAAAUUAGUGGCUUUAUUUUCUAGUUUUUAUGUUUGCAAGUAUUUUUGUUUCUCAAUACUCUAGUAUUCUAGAAAACCCGCAAACACACAGCUGGGCAUGGAAACGUAAGCACUUGCACACCCUUUCAAGCACUUCACCAUAUAUCUUUAGUUUUACAAAAAUCUAACUUCAUUUAUCCUGAUUUCUCAUUUUUUAACAACUUUAUUCCUUACCUAAUUCCAUUUAAAAAAAAAAAACAAAAAAGGAAUUUGAGUGAUCACUUUUUCUUUCAAAGGCAUAACAUUGUUGCAAAUGCUAUGAACCCUAUAGGGUUUGGCACUAGUUUGACUUUACUGAAAUGUCCUGUGUUUCAAUUUAGGCAAAUUGUAUUUAAUUCCACUAUAAUGGCUCUUGGUUGUUCAUGAAACACAAUAUUUGCCUCAAAUGUUUCUUGAUCCAACUGUUAUUUGUGUAUUCCUAAGGAUUCUGUUACUUUAAUCUUUCAUCUUUUAAAAAGCUGAGC